UGGGUUUGCUGGUUUUCUUGGCCAGGCACCAGGAGCAUGAGUCCUGCCCACCCUUUUUCUGCCAGCCUGCAGUCUCCACUAGCUCCUCUCCCUCUCUCACCCGCCUGUCCCUCCGGGCUGCUCAGGCGCCACCACUACUGUCCCCAACCCGCCCCGCCAGCCUGAGCAAAGGGCAGCGUGACUCACGGCGGCGGCGGCGCUGCCACCAGCCCACGGCUUGCCCGAGGCAUAUAAAGGCCGCCCGGCGGGCCACGGCGAUUCCUGCCCGGCCCGAGGCGCGCAGAGCAUGGCCAGGGGCGCGGAGCGAGGUCGCGGGGACGCCGGCUGGGGGCUGCGGGGCGCUCUGGCGGCGGUGGCGCUGCUCUCGGCGCUCAAUGCCGCUGGCACGGUAUUCGCGCUGUGCCAGUGGCGCGGGCUGAGCGCGGCGGUGCGGGCGCUGGAGGCUCAGCAGGGCCGGGAGCAGCGCGAGGACAGCGCCCUGCGCUCCUUCCUGGCCGAGCUGAGUCGCGCGCGGCGCAAGGCGCCGGCUCCUCCCCCGGACUCCGCAAGCGCCGCGCGCAAUAAGCGCAGCCACAGCGGGGAGCCCGCGCCGCACAUCCGCGCAGAGAGCCACGACAUGCUGAUGAUGAUGACCUACUCCAUGGUGCCGAUCCGAGUGAUGGUGGAUCUAUGUAACAGCACCAAGGGCAUCUGCCUGACAGGACCACCUGGCCCACCAGGACCUCCGGGAGUUGGUGGGUUACCAGGACACAAUGGAUCAGAUGGACAGCCUGGUCCCCAGGGCCCAAAAGGAGAAAAAGGAGCAACUGGAAAAAGAGGAAAAAUGGGGCCACCUGGAGCCACAGGAACUCCAGGGGAAAAGGGAGACCCUGGUGAGCUGGGUUUGACUGGAAAUGAGGGCCCACCAGGGCCAAAGGGGGACAAAGGAGACAAAGGGGAUGUGUCCAAUGAUGUGCUCCCCACAGGUGCCAAAGGUGACCAAGGCCCACCUGGCCCUCCUGGCCCACCUGGGCCCCCAGGCCCUCCAGGUCCCCCAGGACCCCCUGGAAGCAGAAGAUCUAAAGGCCUACGGCAGCCAAACAUGUUCAAUGGCCAGUGCCCAGGGGAGACAUGCGCCAUACCAAAUGAUGAUACCUUGGUUGGAAAAGCUGAUGAGAAAGGUGGGCAACACCAUUCUCCGCAAGCAGAAUCCAUGAUCGCUUCCAUUGGAAAUCCAACACAAGUACUGAAAGUUAAAGAGACAUUUGGGACUUGGAUAAGAGAGUCUGCUAACAAGAGUGAUGAGCGGAUCUGGGUGACUGAACAUUUCUCAGGCAUCAGGGUGAAGGAAUUCAAAGACCAACCCUCCCUGUUGAAUGGCAGUUACACUCUCGUGCAUCUCCCAUAUUAUUUCCAUGGCUGCGGGCAUGCCGUUCACAACAACUGUCUCUACUACCACAAAGGAGGCUCCAACACCAUAGUGAGAUUUGAAUUUGGCAAAGAAACAUCCCAAACUCUGAAACUUGAAAAUGCCCUGUAUUUUGAUCGAAAAUACCUCUUUGCAAAUUCCAAGACUUACUUCAAUUUAGCUGUGGAUGAAAAGGGUCUUUGGAUUAUCUAUGCUUCAAGUGUGGAUGGCUCAAGCAUUCUUGUCGCCCAGUUGGAUGAGAGGACAUUCUCUGUGGUGCAACACAUUAAUACCACAUACCCCAAGACCAAGGCCGGUAACGCCUUCAUUGCCCAAGGGAUCCUUUAUGUCACGGACACCAAAGAUCUGAGGAUAACAUUUGCCUUUGAUUUGUUAGGAGGGAAACAGAUCAAUGCAAACUUUAAUUUAAGAACUUCCCAGUCUGUUCUUGCCAUGUUAUCCUACAAUAUGAGAGACCAGCAUUUAUAUUCAUGGGAAGAUGGUCAUUUAAUGCUUUAUCCUGUGCGGUUUUUGUCAGCUACAAUAAACCAGUGAUGAGAAGCAUUCUGUUCCCCCUUGACAAGUUUCAGAUGUUCUCUGGUACCAUGAAUAUUCCAACAUAAAACUUGUCUUUAGGGGAACCAGGUCCUUAGCUGUCAUAAUCUCAUGACAUGAGUGUUUAUAUGGUCAGGGAACCCCCUUUAAAUUCAGAUUCCUUAGAGGAAAAUAGCAACAAACUGGAGGUCAAGAUGGCUAUGAUUUGGUGAUUUCUCCACAGACUAUCUGGGCAAGUUACCCUUCUCUCUGUGAGCCUUGUUUUCCUGACUGGUAAUAUGAAAGGGCUGCCAAAGAUGACUGGCAAGAUUCCCUCCACCUGUAGGGAUUUCUGUGCUUCUCGGCUGUUACUGCUUUCACAGCUGUUACAUAUUUGGUUUGGUUUUUUGGUUUUUAGCCACAUGCUGAGCAAAUUUACCUCCGAGAUAAGCCCGAACACUUGAGCAAUGAAUUCCUUAGUAGUGACUUGUGUUCAGUGCCUUGGGAAGCUGCAUGGACCCUUUAAGGCUGUGGAGGGACCACAUUAGCCAUAAUUUACUACCAUUCUCUGCGUCCGCACCAGCCACCACAGCACUGGAAUGAGCAUCAUCCUGGGCUCGCGUUUGCCGCUCCAAAGUUAAAAAAGCCAGGCACAGCUACACGCUCAGGCUUGCUAAUGAAACAGAAACAGGCACUUCCAGGUUCCUAUCAGUCUCUGAUCCUGCUGUAGAUCACAAACACUGAAUCCUCACGUCACCCUGGCUGCUGCUUUCACUGCUACGUAUCUGCUAUCAACUACUAAAUAUUAUGUGAGUAGGCAUUAAUCUGGCUAGAACCAUGGGAAGCCCUUUGCAGUUUUUGGAAGAGGCACCAUUUGUGAUUAUUAUCUAGAACAGGGACGGGCAAACCAUGGCCCUUAGGCCAAAGUUAGACCAUUGCAAGUUUUUGUGAAGUUGUAUUGGAACAAGGUCACUCGCCUUUGCUUGUGUAUCAGAGUUUGUGACUACUUUUGCUCUACAGUGGCAGAAUUGAGUUGUUGCGAAAAGGUUGAGUAGGGGCCCUGCAAAGCCUAGAACAUUUACCCUUUGGCCCUUUACACCAAAAGUUUGCCAACUUCUGGGCUAUAAAGUGAGGCUGAUUGUUGGCAGGGCUUAUCCGCCAGAGGCUGUUUGUUAUGUUUUGUUUUAUUCCAGACAAAGAAAGACUAAUAAUACGGUUUGAGUGUUUGGUCGAGGGGAAGGGUGAGAACAGCAUAAAAUUAAGUGGCCCUCCCCCAAAGCGGUUAGUAAACCGCUCUUUCCCUAAUGUAGUUUCAAAGGAUGUCAUCUGAUCCCAUUGGAAGCUAGGAGAAAAAUCCAGUUUAACUUGCACCUGAAUGCCCUUAAGUAUGUAUUUUCUGCCGAUUCAGUUCUUCAGACAUCCUGCAGCCUGGUGUAUGGGCAGGGCUGCUGAGAGGAGAGGGGAAUCUGGAAAGUUACUGGGGUCCCACAGCCAGGAAGGAAGGGGACCCAGAGAAAUCUUAUGUAAAGAUUUUUUUAUCUGUUUGCCUUCACUGAAUUCGUGUGUGUGUUGGAGGAGAGCCACACACUCAGGGUUUUUCAUACUUGGGGGCCCUGAGUGUGGCCUGAUCACUUAUUUAAUGGAAGCAUUUUGAAACUUAUGGGCUAUACAUAUUUGGGUAUUUAAAUCUCCCCACCCCCUGAAAACACUUAGGCAGCUACUGGGGACUUCUUUGUUGUUGUAUUCUCAAAAUAAUGGAUAUUUGAAAGCUUUUCUUCACUUCUCUGUUAGAUUGGUUGUGUCCUGUCAGCAUAGCUUAAAAAAAAUAACUCUUCAGAUUCAUGUUUUGUAACAAAGUAAAAUAGUUUCAUACUUAAGAUCAAUGCAUCUAGAGAAUACUAGUCUUUUGAAGUAUUUGAAUACAUGUGUUUCUGUUUCUGGACAUAGGGGACCUGGAUAUGAAUACAGUUUCAUAGUAAUAGUGGUAUUAGUAAUAUAUACAUCCAAUACUAAUUAUAUAUAUGGUAGCAACCAAAGAAUCUUGUUGAAUUAGCACAUAUUCCUUUCAGAAAAAAAUUUUUAGAAACCUCAGUCUUGAUAUCUGAACUAUCCUGACUCCCUUAAUUGUGGGUAUGGGAUUAUAUACUCACUGCUAGGGAAGUUCAUAGUGGGAUUUUUUGUUUUUCCCCAUGGAGGACUAAUAUCGGGAUAACUGAGUCUGAGCAAGGUGUAAGUAACAAUAUAAUAGGGUUGAAGGUUUGUCUUUACACAAGGCAAAGAAUCCAGAUUUUACUCCUUCUUGCCUGCAAAUACUACUUUAUUAAAAAAAAAAAGGCUUGGGCUCACUGCUAAAGUAGAAUGUACAACCUAAUGUUUUUAAGUCAAGAUACCAUUUUAGAAGUUUACAUUGUCACUUAUAAUCAAAGUUGCUUUAAAGCACUUUUCAAAUAUCUGCACUUCUGAUGUCAGAAUCAAAGCAGAUUAUUUCCUAAUUCUUCUUUAAUCUAAAAUAGAUAGCUUUCCCCUGGAAAGUAAAUAAAACUGUCCUCCCAACCUCAAAUGUAGGCCAGACACUAUUUCAAAGCAUUUUCUCUCAAAGUGAUAAUGUGUCGUAUCAAAGCCGUGCAGGUGGUCAUGGUCUCAAGUGGAUCACUAAGCACAGAUGUUAUGACAGAGAAAGAGUUCUGGGGUGAAAGCUUUAAAAUGAGGAGUUCAGGGGCACCUGGGAGGCUCAGUCAGUUAAGCGUCUGACCUCAGCCCAAGUCAUGAUCUUCUUUUCAGGAGUUUGAGCCCCGCCUUGGACUCUGUAUUGACAGCUGAGAGCCUGGAGCCUGCUUCGGAUUCUGUGUCUCCCUCUCUCUCUGCCCUUCCCCUGCGCAUGCUCUGUGUCUUUCUCUGUCUCAAAAAUAAAUAAAUGUUAAUAAAAAAUUAAAAUGAGGAGUUCCGGGCUUAGGUCCCUUCGCAGUCAUUCCCUUCAAGGUUGCUAAGUGAGGGGCCAAUGAGACGCUAUGAUCCUUGAAGAGCCAGGAGUCACUUUCCAACUUCAAGGUACAUUUUGUCUGUGACUAAUGUCAAACCACAUGAAGAGGUAUGUGAUAGGGCUUUUCAGUUUCUCCGCUGCUGCUGGGACCUGGUGUAGCAAGCGCACUAUUAAAAGAUGGGAUGUCCAAUCUGUAACCACAGAUCUGAACAAUUCUGAACAACAAAUGAAUCAUGGUGAAUGUCUCUCUUUUGGUUGCCGUUUAUUUAACGUUAGUCAAUAAAAUAAGUCAUACAUUGAAACAAGUGUAUUCUUAUUUUUACCUCCUGUUGAUUUACAUGUAACAUUUACAAGAAAAAAUAACAACCCAAAGCAAUAUUGUGGAAGAAUUACAUUGGUUGCUCCUCUGUUGAAACUCUUGGAAUUUGCUGACUCCUGAAUACUGAAAAGUCAUUGAUACGGACUAUGUGUUCUCUAUAGGAAAACCCGAAAAAUGUAGUAACCAGUAACUAGAACUAGAGACAGACAUAAACUCAGUGAAGAUCUGCUAAUUUAUUGACAUAGGCAAAGCAAUUGGAAAGAACAUAACAUUUUGAUCUAAAAUAAAAUAAGACAGAUUUUAAAAAACUGAAUUGGUGUGAAUCUGGGCAGGUAUCUUAAUCCCUCAGCCUCUGUUUCAUCUGUAAAAUGUAUAAUAGUAUUACUUACCUCCUUUGAUUUUUCUGUGUCAAAUGACAAAUGCUAUGAAAAUGAUAUAAUUCUUGAUAAAUUAUUGUUACUUUUACAGUUCAUCCUUAUGGAGAAUCAGAUUCUUGCAGCCUUAUUCGAGGGUUGAGGGACUGCAUCAGGGACACCACACCACAGUUUCUGUCUGCUGGCCUGUUUGAUUAGGCGGUUAACACUUCACAUCCCCAAAAAUGGUUCUUAGCAAUGUAACGAAUUUACAAUAAAACUGACUCUAAUAAUGAAAAAAAUGGAUUUUUCCCUCUGCCCUUCCAUCCUCCCUUCCACAGGUGCCGAAUCAAGGGCACUUCUCAAUGACAUCCUCCUGGCUGAACUCCAUCCCAGAGCUUGCUUCCUGGGAAACCCAACCUAUUGUAGAGUUGCCAGAUAAACUCCAGGAUGCCCAGUUAAAACUUAAAUUGAGAUAAAGAACAAUCACAACAUUUUUAGUGUAAGUAUGUCCCAGGUAUGGUACAGAAUAUAUUUACAAUUAAAACUUGUUUGUCUGAAAUUCUAAUUUGACUGGGAGUCCUGCAACCCUAAACAGUUGUGGUCCUAAAAAGAAGCCACUGAGAU
Messenger RNA from Acinonyx jubatus (cheetah), 6200 nucleotides. RefSeq names its product gliomedin (gene GLDN). Gene Ontology annotation, biological process: signal transduction. The record is from RefSeq and is a predicted model, not a curated record. Gene Ontology annotation, cellular component: cell surface. The transcript has 10 exons. The coding region runs from base 287 to 1942 and encodes 551 amino acids. NCBI's taxonomy places the organism in Eukaryota, Metazoa, Chordata, Mammalia, Carnivora, Felidae.